Molecule: messenger RNA, 647 nt
Organism: Aureobasidium pullulans EXF-150
Lineage: Eukaryota; Fungi; Ascomycota; Dothideomycetes; Dothideales; Saccotheciaceae
Product: riboflavin synthase subunit alpha
Exons: 1
Coding region: 25-642 (205 amino acids)
Biological process (GO): riboflavin biosynthetic process
Molecular function (GO): riboflavin synthase activity
Source: RefSeq, a predicted model, not a curated record
GCCACCUCAGGCGGCGGCACCACAAUGACCAUCUCGGACUGCUCCUCCAUCCUCGGCGACUGCAACAAUGGCGACUCCAUCUCGGUCAACGGCACCUGCCUCACCGUCACUGAAUUCACCUCCUCAUCCUUCAAGAUCGGCGCUGCACCAGAGACACUCCGCCGCACAAACCUAGGCGCACUCAAGCAAGGCAGCAAAGUCAACCUCGAGCGUGCUGUCAGCGCACAUACGAGAAUGGGAGGUCACUUUGUGCAGGGACAUGUCGACACCAUCGCCGAGAUUGUAUCCGUGACUCCCGACAACGAGGCCAAGGUCUUCCGUCUGUCACCGAGGGACAAGAGUGUGCUGCGCUACAUCGUCGAGAAGGGCUACGUGACGUUGGAUGGUGCCAGUCUCACCAUUACGGCUGUGGAUGACGAAGAAGGAUGGUUCGAGAUCAUGAUGAUCAACUACACGCAAGAGAAGGUCGUCAUGGGAAACAAGCAGAAGGGCGAGACUGUCAACAUCGAGGUUGAUUGCGUGGGCAAGUAUGUCGAGAAGAGUGUGAUCGGUUACUUUGAAGGCAAGGCUGGUGGAGAGCCUGCCAUCUUGGAGAAGAUUGUCUCUAGAAUCGUCCAGGAGCAAUUGAGCAAGCAGUCUUAGAUCAA